AUGGAGCAGACCCCAGGAUCUGCUGUCAGUAGGGAGGCCUUUAUAAGCGAGCAGACCCCGGACAUCACGCCCCCAGGACCCCGCGUGCCCUGGAUCCGACAUUCCCCGGACGCCACGUCCCCUGGACGCCAUGCCCCAGGGGCCCUGCACCCCCUGGCCACUCGCCCCCGAGACCCCGCGCCCCGGGACCCCGCGCGCUCAGGACCCUACACCCCCGGGACCCCGCGCCCCUGGGCCCCGCCCCCGGCACCCCACGCCCCGCCCCCGCGGCGGCCCCCGCCCCGCCCCCGCCGGGACUCCGAGCCGGCGGCCAAGUUUCUUGGAACUUCGCCGCCCGUGACGCACGCGGUGGUGCAGGGCCCCGUCCUCUCGGCGCAGCCAAUGGGCGCCCGGGGGAGCCGGGGCGGCCGCCAAUCGGCGGCGGCUGGACAGUUCCCCGGUCCUGACCGACCUUCACCGCCCGGGGCGGGGGGUGGGGAUAAAAGGGCCCCGCGGCGGCGCGCGCCGCUCCCGCCUCCCGCCCCUCCACUGCGGCUGCGGCGGCCGCGGGCGGCGGCACCAGCGGAGAGGUGA
This is a messenger RNA of Falco peregrinus (peregrine falcon), 573 nucleotides long. Its product is annotated as basic proline-rich protein-like. NCBI's taxonomy places the organism in Eukaryota, Metazoa, Chordata, Aves, Falconiformes, Falconidae. The transcript is spliced from 2 exons. The coding region runs from base 1 to 573 and encodes 190 amino acids. The record is from RefSeq and is a predicted model, not a curated record.